Molecule: messenger RNA, 3163 nt
Organism: Prionailurus viverrinus (fishing cat)
Lineage: Eukaryota; Metazoa; Chordata; Mammalia; Carnivora; Felidae
Product: zinc finger protein 709-like
Exons: 4
Coding region: 432-2357 (641 amino acids)
Biological process (GO): regulation of DNA-templated transcription
Source: RefSeq, a predicted model, not a curated record
GCGCGCUUAACCAACUGAGCCGCCCUGGCGCCCUUGGAGACGUGAUUUUUUUCAAGCGUCUUUGUUUGCGAAGAAGUGUCAGAGUUCUGGGAGCGGACAGGCAGUUCUACGCUUUCACGCACAAGUUCCUGGAUAGGGCGCCUCCAGGCCGGUGUUAGGCUCCGACACCUAACCUCCGGCGCCCGCUGUCACUCAGGCGUGAGGGGGCGAGGCCUUGAGAACUGUCCAAUCAGGGGCGGCGGCGGCGCGGUGGGUGGGGCGCCGCUCCGCAACCACCCCGGACGUCCCUGCGCUUUUCAGCCUCCCUGGGGAUCGCGGGUCGCCUGGAUUUAAAGGUGCCACGUUGCUCAAGCCGCCGUUAUUUCGCGCUGUGAGCUACACCGUGGGCAGUGCUCUAAGGACGGCCGCCGGGGGACCCAGGAAACCUAGAAAUGGACUCAGUGGCCUUUGAGGAUGUGACUGUGAACUUCACCCUGGAGGAGUGGGCUCUUCUGAAUCCUUCCCAGAAGAAACUCUACAGAGAUGUGAUGCAGGAAACCUUCAGGAACCUGGCCUCAGUAGGAGACAAAUGGGAAGAUCGUAACAGUAAAAGUCUGUAUGAACAUGAGACAAAUCGAAGGCGCGUGGUAGAGAGUCCCUGUCAAAGUAAAGAAGGUAGUCAGCGCGGAGACCCCCGCCGCCAGAAUCCAAGUCCUAAGCAGAUAAAGAAGAUUUCUACCGGAAUCAAACUCCGUAAAUGCAGUUUCUGUGGACAGGUGUUCAGGCAUCAUUCAUCCUUCAGCAGGCACAUGCUCUCCCACACUGGCCACAAACUGUACCAGUACCAGGAAUACGAAGAGAAGCCUUAUAAGUGUAAGGAGUGUGGGAAGGCCUUCAAACAUCGCCAGUCCAUCCGCGUGCACGUCAGGACUCACACCGGCGAGAAACCUUACAAGUGCCAGCACUGUGGGAAAGCCUUCAAGCACUGCCAGUCCAUUCGCAAGCAUGAAAGGAUCCACACCGGCGAGAAGCCCUACGCGUGCAAACAGUGCGGAGAAACGUUCCGGUACCGCCACAACUUCCAGAAACACGAGCGGACGCACACCGGAGAGCAGCCCUACAGGUGUAAGCACUGUGGGAAAGCCCUCAGUUGUCUCAGCUACUGCCGGGUUCACGAGCGAACUCACACCGGCGAGAAACCGUACGAGUGUAAGCAAUGUGGGAAAGCCUUCAGUUACGCCAGUUACAUCCGAAUACACGAGAGAACUCACACCGGAGAGAAGCCUUAUGAGUGCAAGAAGUGUGGGAAAGCCUUUAGUUGCCCAAAUUACUUUCGAAAACAUGAGAAAACGCACAGCGGGGAGAAACCCUACGAGUGUAAGCAGUGCGGUAAAGGCUUCAGCUGCCCCAGGUCCUUCCGCAGUCACGAAAAGAGACACCGGGGCGAGAAGCCGUACGAAUGUAAGGUAUGCGGUAAAACCUACAGCUGCCCCGUAUACUUUCGAAACCAUGAAAGGAGACACAGCGGGGAGAAGUCCUAUGAAUGCAAAAUCUGCGGGAAGUCCUUCAGUUGUCCCAAGUAUUUUCGAAAACACGAGAGAAGUCACACGGGCGAGGAACCCUGUGAAUGUAACGACUGUGAGAACGCUCCCGUGAGUCCUCUCGCGAUAUUUCAAAGGCACGUGAUGAAGGCCACCGGAGAUGGACCUUACAAGUGUAAGGAGUGCGGGAAGGUCUUCGACUGCCCCAAUUACUUUCGGUGUCACGAAAAGAUCCACAGUGGAGAAAAGCCAUACGGAUGUAAGGAAUGUGGCAAAGCCUUCAGUUCCUCCAUGUCCCUUCAAAACCACGAAAGAAGUCAUAGUAGGAAAAAACCUCAUGAAUGUAAGGAAUGUGGCAAAGCCUUCAGUUUUCCCUGUUCCCUCCAGAAACACGAAAGAAGUCACACCGGGGAGAAACCCUAUGAAUGUAAACAGUGUGGGAAAGCCUUCACUUACCUCAGUUCUAUGCAAAAACACGAAAGAACUCACAGUGGAGAGAAGCCGUAUGAAUGUAAGCAGUGUGGGAAAGCCUUCAUUUAUCUCAGUUCUAUGCAAAAGCACGAGAGGACCCAUAGUGGAGAGAAGCCGUAUGAAUGUAAGCAGUGUGGGAAAGCCUUCAUCACUCUCUCAAACGUUCAAAGGCACAUGAUAAAGCACACCGGAGAUGGACCUUGUAAAUGUAAGGAGUGUGGGAAGGCCUUCGAUUGUCCAAGUUCGUUGCGAACACACGAACGGACUCACACCGGGGAGAAACCCUAUCAGUGUAAACAUUGUGGUAAAGCCUUUACUCGUCCCAGUUCCCUACGAAACCACGAGAGAACUCAUAGCGGAGCGUAACCGUAUGAAUGUAAGGAGUGUGCGAAAGCCUUCGGUUCCAGUUCUUUCUGAAUACACGAGAUCACUCACACUGGAGAGAAACGCUCUGCGCACAAACAAUACGGUCCGGUCCUACUCGCUGUUACCUUCAUAUACACGGAACUCCUACUAGAGAGAAACCGAGCGGAAGGAAAGUGGUGAAAGCCUGCCUUUAUCACAGUCUUUCGAGGACGCACGGGUGCACGCCGGGGAGAAACCGUAUGAAUGUAAGGGACGUGGGAAGGCCAUCCGUGCAUGUCCGUGAGAAGCCACAGAAGAACCCACACCGGAGAGGGUAGUCUUGAAUGUAAACAUUGUAGGAAAAUUCACUUGCCCCACCUCCUUGCAAAGCCACAAGAGAAUGUAUAAUGGAUAGAUACUUUAUAAAGGAACACCUUCUGAUUUUAACAAAUGUUUUCAAAGUCCUUUGAAAACUGCACUGGAAGGAAAUCCCAUUUUUGUAAGUAAUAUGGGUAAGCCUGGUGCAAAUUAAUUAGUGUAUGACCCUCCCCCAAAUUCACAACACGAAAGAAACGUUAUUAACAGUAUACAUAAUAUUGUCUUCAUCAGCGGCUUUUUUGUCUCCAGUUUUAUUGGGAAAAGUUAAUAUAUUACUGCAUAAGUUUAAGGCAUGUAGCCUGAUGGUGUGAUUUACAUAUUUUGUGGAAAAGGUACAAUGGCUCGUUUUUGUUUUGUUUAACGUUUAUUUAUUUUUGAGAGAGACAGAGAGAGAGAGGGAGCUACAGAAUCCGAAGCAGGCUCCACGCUCCGAGCUGUCAGCACAGAGC